AUGUCUAUGAUUGUUGUCAGUUUGCUACGAAUUUGACAAGUGGACAGUUUAUACAACAAUGGACACAUACGAGAGUGUUUUAUUAGUAAAACCCGAAGUGUUCGUCUUCAACAUUCCGCCACGUACAACGAACAGGGGUUACAGAGCAGCAGAUUGGAAUUUAUCAGAGCCAGCAUGGACAGGAAGGAUGAGAUUAAUUUCCAAGGGAAACGAAUGCUUUAUAAAACUGGAAGAUAAGAACAGUGGGGAGUUGUUUGCCAAAUGUCCCAUUGAGUCUUAUCCUGGAAUUGCUAUUGAAGCUGUCAGUGAUUCAUCCAGAUAUUUUGUACUCAGGAUCCAGGAUGAUAAUGGCAGACAAGCGUUUAUCGGAAUCGGCUUCGGCGACAGAUCCGACUCGUUCGACUUGAACGUCGCCCUCCAGGACCACUUCAAAUGGCUGAAAAAGGAGAAACAGAUCAGCGAAGAGCCGAGCGGACCCGCCCUGGAUCUCGGCUUCAAGGAGGGCGAGACGAUCAAAAUCAACAUGAAAAUAACGAAAAAGGACGGGUCCGAGGGCAGUUCGAGGAUAAAGGGGAAGAGCGGCUCCGGUCCCGGUUUGGGACUGCUGCCGCCGCCGCCCAGCGGUAAGCUGCCGGCGCCGCCGGGCAGCUCGCCGGCCAGUUCGCCGGCCCACGUCCCGAAGCCCGAGGGCGCCGGCGAGUCCUGGGGAGAGUUCACUUCGGCUCAAUCGAAUGCUUCGGCAGCGGCGGCACCGGCAAACAACAGCAACUGGGUACAAUUUUAGGCAGAGUUUAGGAUUCAGAUUUCGUAUAGGUUUUUUAGUUAGUGUGUAGUGAAUCGUAGCUUUUGAUGUGGAUAAUGUGAUUCACUGCAAUAAUAUCAUUUAACUAUAAGGAGAAAGAUUAUUUUUUAUUGCGAAAUGUAUUAUAUAUAACUAUGUAUAGAUUAAAAAAUUUAAUAUAUUGUUUAAAACAAUAGGUGUUAUGCUUCAGAUCUUAGAAGAUUUAAAAUUUCUAUGUGUAUACAAUUGACAUUAAUACAAAUAUUUUCAGUACUCUCUUGUACAUUGGACAAAUUUAUUCACAUUGUUAUACAUAUUGGUUUAUAGUUCUUUUUGAAUAUACUUUCAGAGUUUUAUAAUAAAUCAUAGAUUUUGAAAUGUUAUUGUUGAUAUUUUAAUGUAAUGUUUGUGUUGUAAUAUUUCGAAAUUUUAAAUGUAGCCCUACAGCACUUCCAAACAUUCCAAUAAAAGUGUAAUAUUAUUAUGAAGUUAUACUAAUAUAAUUAUUGUUUGAGUUGA
Messenger RNA from Aethina tumida (small hive beetle), 1300 nucleotides. RefSeq names its product NECAP-like protein CG9132. Gene Ontology annotation, biological process: endocytosis. Gene Ontology annotation, cellular component: clathrin vesicle coat; membrane. The transcript is spliced from 5 exons. Lineage: Eukaryota; Metazoa; Arthropoda; Insecta; Coleoptera; Nitidulidae. The record is from RefSeq and is a predicted model, not a curated record. Bases 59 to 784 code for a protein of 241 amino acids.